AUGUCGUAUCCCGCACACGCAUCGCCGGCACUGCCGCCGCUCAAUUCGCCGCGUCCGCAGAACACGCAGCGAUCAAUGUCCCACAUGUCGACCAUGUCCGAUUACGACCUCGAGCACAAGACCGCCGAACCCUCGACGUCCUCGUCCGUCAAGCCUGUUCCUGAGCCCGUAGCUGCCGCACCGCCAUUGGUAUCACCUUCGUUGACUCCCGAGCCCGCCAAGUCCUCGUCCGACCCCGCUACCCAAGAUGCCGAAGCCCACGAGGCCGAGCCUACAGCCCCUCCCGCCUUGCUAGAAGAGCUACCCGAGGUGAAUUGCGAAGUACGCGCUCGCAUUCCUACCACCUCGGGCCAGGAGAUGUUCUUGCACCUCUACCACAACAGUGCAGAUAACAAGGAGCAUCUGGCUAUCGUCUUUGGCCCUCACAUCCGCAGCCGCAGUCUCGAUGCCCCGAGGGAGGGCGAGACGGAGAAGGACCGCAUGAUCAGAGGCGCAUAUGUUGGGAAACUAUACCCUGGCCGCACGUCCAGUCGCUUGGAUCAGAUCAAACAGGAUGCCGGUGUCUCUGCCGCAGAACUAUCACGAAGCCCCACGCCCGAAGCCGUGACGACGGAAGAGAGACAGGACAAAGCCAUGAAAGUUGCCGAGGCACAAAACAUGCCCUCGCCAUUAGCACCUCUGGUGCGCAUACAUAGCGAAUGCUACACCGGCGAGACGGUAUGGAGUGCACGUUGCGACUGCGGCGAACAGCUCGACGAAGCAGCUCGUCUGAUGUCUCUACCCUUCGACCCCACCGAUGCAUCUAUCCCCUCACUAGGUGGUGUAAUCAUCUAUCUUCGUCAAGAAGGCCGUGGUAUAGGUCUACUCUCCAAAUUGAAGGCAUACAACCUGCAAGAUUUGGGUCACGAUACCAUGCAAGCGAACCUCCUUCUCAGACAUCCCGCAGACGCAAGAAGUUACGGUCUGGCAACGGCUAUGCUCAUGGAUUUGGGUCUGGGCGGUGACAGAGGUAUUAGACUGUUGACGAAUAAUCCUGAAAAGGUGCGCGCGGUCGAGGGACCUGGAAGAGAAGUCGUGGUCAAGGAGCGGGUGCCUAUGAUUCCUCUAGCCUGGAGUUCUGGCGGCAAGGAAGGUGUCCAAGGGCCUGAAUUGGAGAAAUACAUUGGAACGAAGAAGUUCAAGCAUAUGUUCAGUCCUUCGUGA
Molecule: messenger RNA, 1203 nt
Organism: Aureobasidium vineae
Lineage: Eukaryota; Fungi; Ascomycota; Dothideomycetes; Dothideales; Saccotheciaceae
Source: the annotation of a GenBank genome assembly